AUGCGCACCAAGAGGGGCCCUAUCCCCGCUCUCACUGGGCCCUCUGGCCAACCAGCUGGGGCGUCCGAUCGAGUUUCCCGGGCCAAAGUCCUGAUCCCGCGAGAUCGGUCCCGGAUCGUACUAUCUAGCUCCCGCAUACGCACCUCACGUGCCUGCGAUCCGUGUAGACAACGCAAAGCCAAGUGCAAUGGUGGGAAGCCUACUUGUGUCCAGUGCGAUGGCUUGGCCCUGGAAUGUACCUAUUCCGAGCAGAAACGCACCCUCGAACAGAAGGAGCUUACCCUGCUGCGGAGCACCAUCCGACGCCAUGAGCGCAUGUUCCAACUCAUCUCCUCCCGACCCGCGAACCAGAACGAUGAAACCACCGAUCAGCUUCCCACAGAGUCGGCGCCAGUGGAGAACAACAUGGAAGUCGUCCCUGGGGCUCCACAGUCUCAGGAGGAAGAGCCCCCAUCCGCGGAGCUUCAGUAUCCUAAAAGUCUAGAUCAAGCUCUGUCGGUGCUUCAGGGGCAGCUCCGGGAAUUGCAUCAGAUCUACCAGGUGAUCCACGAUUGUGAUCCCGCCGCCUUGCCGGCCGUGGUGGAUACCAUCCGCCGUAGCUCAUCGGUCCAUGAUGCCGCCAUGCACCUCGACCGGCAGGUGUCAACGCAACGGCCCGGCGUCACCCUCAGCAGAGUGCAGCGCGCCUGGUUGAAUCGGCUCUCGGGCAAAGCGGAGCUGAUCAGUCGACAUCCGCCAUACACGGUCACUGCGGCGGAGAAAUGGACGACCGUCGUCGACAGUCCGGUGGCUUCGCACCUCUUCUCGCUGUUCUUCGUCUGGGACAACCCCACCUGGCAUUUGAUCGAGCCGCGUGUGUUCCUCGAUGACUUCCAGUCGGGACGGACGCAGUUUUGCUCCUCCCUGCUGGUGCACGCCAUCCUCUUCUUUGCGUGUCACUAUUCAUACGACCUAGAGAAACCAUGGGACAGGAGGGAAGAGAUGUCCAUUGCCAAGCGACUGUUUCGAGAGAUCGGACGUCUCUGGCAACGGGACAAAGACAAAGUAUGUUUAACCACCGUUCAAGCCAGCCUGAUUCUAGGGCUAUUCUUCAACGCCACGGGGAAGGACAAGAUCGGGGUGCAAUACAUCUACUAUGGGGGCCAGAUGGCAUUGCAGCUCGGGUUGCAUCUUUCUUCGUCGGCGGUCUUCCACAGUGACUCCGUCACGGAGGCACAGCGAAACAACUGGGCACAUAAAUUCAUCGCCUGCGGCAUCUACGACGUGCAAUCAAUAACCAUGCAAUUGUCGCGCAAACCUUCACCCUGGCGAGCUCCUCCGGAGAACUUCUUGUCGCCGGAAGAAGCCCUUCUCUCCGACGUCAAUCAGCAAUGGGCACCUUACCCGUUCACAUUUCCCACAUUCAAGCCCUACCCAAGUACAGGGAUCUGCGUCCGCCGCAAUCUUCUCAUCCUCAUCAACGAUAUUUCCAGUUUCGAAGCAGAGCUGCCAUCCCGAGUCGACCUCCCAAGUUGGCAAAAAGGCACCAUCAUCCACGGGAAAUUAGUCACAUUCGAACGCACUUUGCCGAUGGUACUGGGGAUAGGCAGGAAUAAAACCCCCCACAAUCUCUGCCUUCACCUAUACUACCAUAUGGCCGUAGUCAACCUAUGCGGGUUGUUCAAUUCCCGCGAAGCCACCACAGCGAAAGAUAUAAUCAUUGCGGCGACGCAAUUCAACCCACAGCAAGUAUUGGAAGACGCCAUGGACGCGAUGGCGACGAUCAUUUUAUUGUAUCGUGUCUGCCACGGAUGGAAGUCAAUACCAGUGGUCAUGGUCCACUACUUUUUCGUGAUCGGGCUGCACGCAGCGUCGAAUCUGCGGUCAUCGAAAUGGCGCGAAGCGCUGGUAAGCUGCGUGUCGGGACUCUGGCACAUGGGACUCGCGUGGCGAAUAUGCCGACCCUUCCUGCGAACAAUCCAGCUGGUGCUCAGCAACAGCGCAGACGCAACGUUGAUCCCCGCCGAGGCGCAGGCCAUCCUGCAGGAAUUCAACGAGAAACUCUGGACUCAAGAAGAGAUCCAAUCCCUGGCCGCGAAUUACGUGGUCCACCAUCAUCCGACGCGAGAAGGCACACCACCGGGCAGCAGUUUCCAAGGGGAAAGCCUGGAGAACCUGAUUCGGGCUUUCGAUAAACUAAGCACAGCGGACGAUCAAGUAAGCGUGAGCGUGAGCGCAGCCUGA
Aspergillus homomorphus CBS 101889 is the source of this 2223-nucleotide messenger RNA. RefSeq lists its product as uncharacterized. The coding region runs from base 1 to 2223 and encodes 740 amino acids. The record is from RefSeq and is a predicted model, not a curated record. Gene Ontology annotation, biological process: DNA-templated transcription; regulation of DNA-templated transcription. NCBI's taxonomy places the organism in Eukaryota, Fungi, Ascomycota, Eurotiomycetes, Eurotiales, Aspergillaceae. Gene Ontology annotation, molecular function: DNA binding; zinc ion binding; DNA-binding transcription factor activity, RNA polymerase II-specific. The transcript is spliced from 5 exons.